Messenger RNA from Dromiciops gliroides (monito del monte), 1264 nucleotides. It is a transcript of the gene BMI1, whose product is annotated as BMI1 proto-oncogene, polycomb ring finger. NCBI's taxonomy places the organism in Eukaryota, Metazoa, Chordata, Mammalia, Microbiotheria, Microbiotheriidae. The transcript is spliced from 10 exons. Gene Ontology annotation, biological process: negative regulation of transcription by RNA polymerase II. The record is from RefSeq and is a predicted model, not a curated record. Gene Ontology annotation, cellular component: PRC1 complex. Gene Ontology annotation, molecular function: promoter-specific chromatin binding. The coding region runs from base 251 to 1231 and encodes 326 amino acids.
GGGGUUUGGGAACUAGCAUGAGCUGAGCGAGCAGCGGCGGCGGCGGCGGCAGCAGCAGCAGCGGCAGCAGCAGCUCCUCUCUCCUCCGCUCGUUGCCCAUUGACAGCAGCGUCUGCAGCUCGCUUCAAGAUGGCCGCUUGGCUCACAUUCAUUUUCUGCUGAACGACUUUUAACUUUCAUUGUCUUUUUCGGCCGCUCUGAUCGUCCCUCGCCGGAUCCUUUUCCCGGGACCUCCUCUUAUUAAGGAAAAAUGCAUCGAACAACUAGAAUCAAAAUCACAGAGCUAAAUCCUCAUUUAAUGUGUGUGCUUUGUGGAGGAUACUUCAUUGAUGCCACAACUAUAAUAGAAUGUCUACAUUCCUUCUGUAAAACAUGUAUUGUACGUUACCUGGAGACCAGCAAGUAUUGUCCUAUUUGUGAUGUCCAAGUUCACAAAACCAGGCCACUUCUGAAUAUAAGGUCAGAUAAAACUCUUCAAGAUAUUGUAUACAAAUUAGUUCCAGGCCUUUUCAAAAAUGAAAUGAAAAGAAGAAGGGAUUUUUAUGCUGCUCAUCCUUCUGCUGAUGCUGCCAAUGGCUCUAAUGAAGACAGGGGAGAAGUUGCAGAUGAAGAUAAGAGAAUUAUCACUGAUGAUGAGAUAAUAAGCUUAUCCAUUGAAUUCUUUGACCAGAACAGAUUGGAUCGUAAAGUAAACAAAGACAAAGAAAAAUCUAGGGAGGAGGUGAAUGAUAAAAGAUAUUUACGCUGCCCAGCAGCAAUGACAGUGAUGCAUCUAAGAAAGUUUCUCAGAAGUAAAAUGGACAUACCUAAUACUUUCCAGAUUGAUGUAAUGUAUGAAGAGGAGCCUUUAAAGGAUUAUUAUACACUAAUGGAUAUUGCCUACAUUUACACCUGGAGAAGGAAUGGACCUCUUCCUUUGAAAUACAGAGUUCGCCCUACUUGUAAAAGAAUGAAAAUCAGCCACCAGAGAGAUGGUUUAAAUAAUAGUGGAGAACUGGAAAGUGACUCUGGGAGUGAUAAGGCCAACAGCCCAGCAGGAGGUAUUCCCUCCACUUCUUCGUGUUUGCCUAGCCCCAGUACUCCAGUACAGUCUCCUCAUCCUCAGUUUCCACAUAUCUCCAGUACUAUGAACGGAACCAGCAGCAGUCCCAGCAGUAACCACCAAUCUUCCUUUGCUAACAGACCUCGGAAAACAUCAGUAAACGGCUCUUCAGCAACUUCAUCUGGUUGAACCCUCAGACUGUCCAAAAAAAAAAAAAUUAAA